Molecule: messenger RNA, 1152 nt
Organism: Aureobasidium subglaciale EXF-2481
Lineage: Eukaryota; Fungi; Ascomycota; Dothideomycetes; Dothideales; Saccotheciaceae
Exons: 1
Coding region: 1-1152 (383 amino acids)
Biological process (GO): spliceosomal complex disassembly
Cellular component (GO): spliceosomal complex
Molecular function (GO): nucleic acid binding
Source: RefSeq, a predicted model, not a curated record
AUGCCUGGCGACGACGACUUGAUCGAGGCGGCCAAGUCCACCGCUGUCGACUACUACGAUUUGCUCGGCAUCACCUUCGAAAGCUCGAGCGAAUCCGACAUUCGUCGCGCCUAUCGUCGUACAGCUCUCAAGUACCACCCCGACAAAAAUGCCGAUAAACCAGAUAUUGUCGAGAAGUUCCACUUACUUCAGAUCGCAAACGACGUUCUAUCAAGCCCUGAAUACAAGUCCAUUUAUGACAAUGCGCGACGCGUCAAACAAGAGAAGGAGGAGCGUCAUCAAGCAUUCGAAGGCAGACGUCGUCAGAUGAAAGAGGACCUGGAGAACCGCGAAAACGCUAGUCUGAAAAGAAAGCACCAAGAAGAGGAAGAAGGCGACAAGCUACAGCGUGAGAUCCAGCGUCUAGCUGCUGAUGGCAAGAGACGACGACUCGAGAGACAGGAUCAACUGAAUCGCGAACGACUCGAAGAGGAGGAACGUCUAGAUCGGGAGAAGAACGGUUACAUUCCAUCCCAAGACCAAUCUGCGUCGCAAGGCGGCAAUGGAGUUGCUGAUAUCGAUCGUUCCAUCAAGGCAGUGUGGUCAAGAGAAGGUGAAGGAGCAGUGCUCGACAAAGAGCGAAUCAGGACCAUGUUUGCGAGCUUCGGCAAGCUUCAAGACGUGGUAAUACUCAAGGACAAGAAGAAGCGCUUAGGCGAUAGCAAGACCAAGAGUCUUGUUGCGACUGCUCUCAUAGUCUAUGAGUCUGUUGUAGGAGCACAUGCCGCUGUCUCAGACUACAAGAAACGAUCAGACUCGGACAAAGAUUUCCAGACACUCGAUUCCGUAUACUGGGCGUCGAACAAGGAACCAGAAUUCUUGCAACGCCCAUCGACACCCGUGCCAGCCACACCAAAUUCAGAAUCGAAAUCACGACCUCUCCACGAGAUUCCCGGCAUGGACUCACCGACAACACCGCUAAAACAGGCAGGAGGCGGCUUGCGCAAGGUUCCUUCCUUUGCUUCAUUCAGUAGCGCCAAGAACUCGCCGGUCGCUCCUUCCGCUGUAUCGAGCCCCAGCCUGGAGGAGCUUACCAUGAUACGACUGAAGAACGCCGAGAAGAAGCGACUUGAGGAUCAGAUCCGCAAACAAGAAGCAGAGGACGAAGAUUGA